AUGCCACGUGGAGGUGGAGUUCAUACAACAAAAAGGCUAAGCGGAUGUCAACAAAGAAAAGCCAAAAUAAAGAAAGAUGAAAUACUAUCUACAUUGCGCGGAUCUAUGAUGCAAUAUGUAAAGGGAUCAGAUGAGGCCCAGAGUUCUUCCAAAGACACAGUCCUCAACCACAAAAUGAUGAGACUAAUUUAUCUGAUGCUGGUAUGCAAAAUAGAGCUUUUAUUAGAAAUACCAAGACUGAGAAGAUAUCUGAAGGCAGCAGAGAUUGAUCUUGAAGAAGCCAAAGACUGGUCAGUACUUGACAUUUUGAAAUUCAUAGUUGAAUGGGACUUCCUAGAAUCUCUCAGUGAGCCUACAAUUAUUUCUUACAAUCUGUGUGUCUGUGGCUUCAUGUGA
Helobdella robusta is the source of this 396-nucleotide messenger RNA. RefSeq lists its product as hypothetical. Lineage: Eukaryota; Metazoa; Annelida; Clitellata; Rhynchobdellida; Glossiphoniidae. The transcript has 2 exons. The record is from RefSeq and is a predicted model, not a curated record. The coding region runs from base 1 to 396 and encodes 131 amino acids.